This is a messenger RNA of Microplitis mediator, 900 nucleotides long. RefSeq names its product ATP-dependent DNA helicase pif1-like. The coding region runs from base 1 to 900 and encodes 299 amino acids. The transcript is spliced from 2 exons. The record is from RefSeq and is a predicted model, not a curated record. NCBI's taxonomy places the organism in Eukaryota, Metazoa, Arthropoda, Insecta, Hymenoptera, Braconidae.
AUGAAGGAUCUAAGAAAUAACAAUAAAUUGAUGGGUGGUGUGACAGUAUUACUUGCUGGUGAUUUUCGUCAAACAUUACCAGUCGUUAAAAGAGCUUACUUACACGGAAAAAAAGAUGUUGAAGAUUUUUCUAAGAUAUUAUUGGACAUCGGAAAUGGAAGGAUUCCGGAAUUAGACAAUCGUAUAGUAAUACCUGAGAACAUCGGUACAUUAGUUUCAAAUUUAGAUGAGCUGACUGAAAGUAUUUAUUCUGACAUCAAAAAUUCCAAAGAGCUUUCGAGUGAGUGGCUCAGUGAAAGAGCAAUUCUAACAACGACGAACGAGAAAGCUUCAAUUAUUAACAUAAAAAUAUUAGACAUGUUAGAAGGAGAGGAAGUAACGUAUUCAUCGAUAGAUAGUGUAGUAGUGGAUGAUGAUAUUGUAAAUUUUCCUACAGAAUUUUUAAAUACGCUGAAUCCACCAGGCAUGUCCAGUCAUAAAUUGGUGCUCAAAGUAGGUGCUCCAAUUAUACUCAUCAGGAAUCUAAACCCUCCUCAAUUAUGCAAUGGAACACGACUUCAAAUUAUUUCAUUACAGCGAAAUAUUAUUGAAGCUAAGAUUUUGACAGGUUGCGGAAUUGGAGAAACAGUAUUUAUCCCCCGAAUACCAAUUAUUUCUGCAGAUUAUAAUUUUGAAUUUAAGCGUAUUCAAUACCCAAUCAAAUUGUGUUUUGUUAUGACAAUAAACAAGUCUCAAGGUCAAACCUUGAAGAUAGCUGGAUUAGAUUUAUCUUCUGAUUGUUUUUCUCAUGGACAAUUCUAUGUUGGAUGCUCUAGAGUGAGUGAUUCUUCGAGUUUAUUUAUUUAUGCACCAGAAGACGGUACGACCCGUAAUUUAGUUUACAAAGAAGCAUUGUCAUAA